UUGGGACAGCUUCUCACUCACCAUCUCUAUAGUUUAACCAACUGGGAAACUAACUCACCUGCAAUUUCUCCAACCAAAUAACUCCCAACAUUUUUGACUACUGCCAUCUGACAUGGAAACCCAGCAAAGAUACGGACAUCACUCACUUUGCCACACCUGCCGGAGAACGCAGAACAGCCGAAUGAAGGUCAAGAGGAUGUCUUCGACGAGUCGCGCGCUGCUCUUUGCACUGGCCCUGACGCUCUACGUAGUGGAAAUGGCCUCGGCGGAGACGCUGUGUGGGGGAGAGCUGGUGGAUGCGCUGCAGUUUGUCUGUGAAGACAGAGGCUUUUAUUUCAGUAGGCCAACCAGCAGGGGUAACAACCGACGCCCCCAGACCCGUGGGAUUGUAGAGGAGUGUUGUUUCCGUAGCUGUGACCUCAACCUACUGGAGCAGUACUGUGCCAAACCUGCCAAGUCCGAAAGGGACGUGUCAGCCACCUCUCUACAGGUCAUACCGGUGAUGCCCGCACUAAAACAGGAAGUCCCGAAGAAGCAACAUGUGACCGUGAAGUAUUCCAAAUACGAGGUGUGGCAGAGGAAGGCGGCCCAGCGGCUCCGGAGGGGUGUCCCCGCCAUUCUGAGGGCCAGAAAGUUUAAGAGGCACGCGGAGAAGAUUAAAGCCAAGGAGCAGGCUAUCUUCCACAGGCCCCUGAUCAGCCUUCCUAGCAAGCUGCCUCCCGUGUUGCUCACCACGGACAACUUUGUCAGCCACAAAUGAGCCCGCUGCCAGCCCUUUGCACAGACAAGAGUUUUGAGGGUGAAAAAAAAGACUAGGGGAUUAUAGCUUUGUCUCUGACGUCAUUUCUGUGGCAGUCCUCUUUGACCUCCCCUGCCCUGUCUGAGCUCACCAAUCCCUCCCCCUGCACAUAUCCACUACGUCUUGAACCCCUGGCCCUUUCCGAACUCCCCCCCUCCCCACCAGCCCACCCUCCUCUGGCACACAGACAUGCCUUCACAUUCUUCCUGUCUGAACUCUUUCUCUCCCACUCUCUUUCAGUCACUGAUACAAAAGGCACAAACACAAAUGUCGAACAAAAAGUUAACAAUUCGGCUGAAUGCGGUUCAGGUGGAUCCUUAAGCAAAAGACAAAAAGAGAAGGGAAAAAGAAGAUGAAAGAGAUCGGUCGUUUGCAAGUGUCAAGAGGACACCUAGCGGAAUGUUUUUUGUCCUUGUGGAAGACAACUGAAAGUGAAGAGCUGCUUGCAUGAAAGAAUCCAUUCCACAUCAUUUUUCCUGAGGCGAAAAGAAAAUCUCUGUUAGUUCUUUAGUUUGUACCUCUACCUAUAAAGGGACUUCCACACUGUAAGGAAUUAUUUUAUAAAAUUAGAUUCCUGUUCCAGCACCUUUUGAUCACAAACAAAAAGCAGAAAAGAGUCUGCAAAAUUGCACAUUGCCACGGAUUACGUCAAAGUAAAGAAAAAAAUGGCACUAUUUUUUUAUGAACAAUGAACGUGUAGCUUAAAAAAAUGUCAUGGUGCUAGCUUUGGGAAUGGACUCAAAGAAGAGGUGGAAAAGCACGUUUUUUUUCUUUGAAUUAAUAAUUAAAGCUUUCCGUUUUAAGGAAAGUGUGACUUUUUUUAAAUAAAAUAAAGGAUAUGGGGGAGCUCCUGGCAGUGGCAAUGUCAAGGGGGAAGAGUCACUGAGGAAAAAUAUGGGCUGUGUUGGCAUCUAGGCUCAUGGUGAGUGCUAGCGGCUGCUAUUUACUAGUUUGCCAGCAUAAGCAGCAAGGGAUGACCCGAGACCUAGUCCCUGUUCCUCCUGUCCCUCUGAGGCUGCUGGACACGUGGAGCACUAUGGGGACACAUACGGGACACCAUGGACCACCUGGAUUGGGACAGUACUAUAGUUUGGGGACAGUACUUCCUGUUUGCCAUGGCUUUGUGGACUGUUCUGGCAGGAAGUAACAUGGCAUGGACUAAGAACGAGUGGGAUAAUGAUGAUUAUAUUUUAUUUUUUGUCUUUUUUCAUAUCAAUGUUUCAAUGAAAAAAAAAAAGGAAAACCCUGUCAGUUUCUGGUACCGUGACAUUCCUGUUUUUCCAAGUUAGGCUUUUUUUUAUUGUUAUGAUGUUAUUUUACAGUUAUAAAGAAAGGGAAAAAACAGCAAUAAUGUCAACUAACAUUUUAUUUUUAUUGUAUAUCAGUAGUAUUCACAUGCUUUUGCCUGAAAACAAAUACUUGAAACUAUAUUUAUAUAUAUACACGUCUACAUGUAUAUAUAUAUAUCUAUAGAUAUAUAUAUAUGUAUGUAUAUAUAUAUAUCUAUAUAUAUGUAUAUAUAUAUAUACAUAUAUAUAGACAUUCAUAUAUAGAUAUAUAUAUAUAUAGAUAUAUAGAUAUACUAUUAGUUUCCAGGGACGUUGUGUUAUUUUCCUUUAGUCUGAGCUGUACCUUGCGUAAUGAGCCGCCAAGCUUUUUUGUUCGUUUGUUGAAAUACAAAUAAGGGCACUGUAUAAAGGCAUUAUUUAUUUUGUUAUAAAAUAUAUUUGAAAAAUUGGUCCAAAUAAUAUACGUAGCACUGAUGCUCAACUGCUAGAUUUAUUUUGUAUGAUCUCUGUUUUCCAAUUGGAGUUGUAAGGCUUUUUUUUGUAGAUGCUUUGUACCAAAAAUGUUGUUUUUUUUUUCCUGUUUCAUUUGCCAUAGUCCUUUAAAUUAAUAUUUUAACAGCAGCAUAGCCUGGAUUGCUUAGGCAUGUUAUGUCACAAAAAUAGGCACAUACUCUUAAUCUGUUGGUCUGCAUGGAUUUCCAGGAGCCUGUCAGGGUUGUCUGAGAAAAUGAAAGCAUCAAUGAGUAACUUUUUCAUUGCUGGAAAAAAAAAGAGAAAUAACUGUUCAACAUGGAUAUUACUCAAACCCACUAUGUUUUUUAAGCCACUUUAGUAUUGAUGGUAGGGGAGGGGGAAUGACGAGUCCUUCAUUAAACUGUGUUUUUAUAAGUGUGCAUGGUGUCCUAUGAUCUUCUAAGGAACAUCUAAUGCAGUGCCAGUCCCACUGAUACUCUUAGUUGGGUCAUGAGGCCAUAAGUGUCCACUCAGCUGUGGAGUUGUGGGUUUGCAUUACACAUGACCUAACCAAGUCAUCCUAUUCAUGCUAACGUUGGUGUGAUGCUAGCAAACAUCAAAGGUCAUUUGAAAGUCACUGUCUGCCAAAGAGAGACUAUCUAUCUAUCUAUCUAUCUAUCUAUCUAUCUAUCUAUCUAUCUAUCUAUCUAUCUAUCUAUCUAUCUAUCUCUCGAAGUCUCUUUUUGGUAUAGCACAGUGACUCUGUGCAUCAUCAAGAUAUCUUGAUCUUGUGCAUCAUCAAUAUGCAUCUGUAUUUGCAUUGGUAUGUGUGUUUGGGGUUCGGGAUUCAUCCCUCACAAUCUUCCACUAAUGCAUCCAUUAUGCAUUUACUGAAGGGCUAUCAUGCUGAAACAUUUCUGAAGCACUCAGGAAAAAAAAUGUGCUCUCUAAGGGAGAAGUGGAAUCGUUGCUGAGUUUAAGAGAUAAUCUUGUUGUGGAAGGUGAGCUGAGGUUGUUACCCAUACCUGGCCACAAUAAUAUAGUUCUCUGUAACAAACCACUGAAGCCCAUGUCAGAAGCAAGGUCAUCCUGUGCCACAUUAUCACAGUUUCCUCCUCUGUUGUGUCAUGCAUCACCCCCAUGAAACGGUGACUCAAUGGAUAGUUGCCAUAUUGUGGUGUAGAGUCGAGAGAACACUUGUGUCUUUUUUCUGUCAGAGAGAUCUCAAUUAUCAAGGCUGCAUCUUGUCUCUAAUUAUAUUCUACUUCAGUUGUGCAACAAAGCAGGCAGUGCAAUUAUUAUUAUUAUUGAUAUUAUUAUAAUAUUUUAUAUUUUAUUUUAUAUUUUCCUGCUAGGACUGCAUUCAUUCACUAUUGUAAUGUUCAAACAGGCUACUCUAGUGUUCUUAUGAAUGGCGUGGAAGACAACCACUUCUUUUCGCUGAAUAUGAAGAAAUAUCUUGCUGAGCAAAGGCAACUUCUUCUGUGUCAGUAGAUCACUCAGCCUGUGUGUAUUUUAUUGAUUUAACCUCUGCACGCUAGGACGUCCGAAAUGCACAAUUCAUGUACUUUCAUUUUUAAUAUCAAUAAAAAAACAUUUUAUCAAACAUUC
Neolamprologus brichardi is the source of this 4152-nucleotide messenger RNA. RefSeq names its product insulin-like growth factor 2b (gene igf2b). Gene Ontology annotation, molecular function: hormone activity; insulin-like growth factor receptor binding; protein serine/threonine kinase activator activity. Lineage: Eukaryota; Metazoa; Chordata; Actinopteri; Cichliformes; Cichlidae. Gene Ontology annotation, cellular component: extracellular region. Gene Ontology annotation, biological process: positive regulation of MAPK cascade; positive regulation of vascular endothelial cell proliferation; positive regulation of transcription by RNA polymerase II. The record is from RefSeq and is a predicted model, not a curated record.